Molecule: messenger RNA, 1764 nt
Organism: Symbiodinium sp. CCMP2456
Lineage: Eukaryota; Dinophyceae; Suessiales; Symbiodiniaceae
Source: the annotation of a GenBank genome assembly
AUGGGCCUGAGGCUCAGGACCAUGCAGGUCCACUGCUGUGCUGUUCGUCUUUGUGCUCUGGUCUACUUCUUUGCCUUCUUGGGGAAUGUGGUGGACGGGCCCAUCAUGUGGAAGCUCGAAGCUCCGGCUGGGUACACGUCUGGGGUUUUAGUCCGCCUGAACGAGAUCGCACUCAUUCCGGCAGUCCUGGUGUUUUUGAGGCCCUGGUGUUGGCCAGCACUUUGUUUUUGCUGGAAGAUCUGGCACGACACAACCCGUGCUGGUGGAUUCUGGUUCUUCUUCGGAUGGGAUCAAAUGAUGGAUGAAAUUGGCUUCCUCAGCUGUCUCUUGUCCGUGACCCUCACACUGUACGACCAUGAUGGUCAGGCUGAAGACAACCAACAGUCCAGCACCUCUUCGUCGGGCUCCAGUGGUGCAGCAGAGCACCUAACGCCAGGACAACAGGAGGAGCACGAGCCCGUAUUGCAAGCCGAGAAGGCCCAGAACAGCCCCGCCUUGCGCAGCCGGAGGCCUGCGAGCGAGCGCGCAGGCAGAGCCGAAGAGGCAAUGAAGCGCGGCGCCACUGACCUCACAGAGGACGUGAUGGCCUUGUCAGUGUGGCAGCUUCUGUGGCACCCACUUGACCCGAAGCCUGAAGGCCUUGAGCGGUGCCACGCAGUGGUGGAUUGGGCGAGAAGCAUGGCGGAGAUCUCACUUUCACUGGCAAGCUUCCGUCUCUUCUUUGCAGCCGGCCUGAUUAAGAUGCGGGCAGGAAGCCCAUGUUGGAAGGAUCUGACAUGCUUGUACGACCACUACGAGACACAGCCGAUGCCAAAUUCUGCGGCAUGGUAUUUCCACAAUUACACGCCGCGGCCCUUCCUCCGAAUCAUGCAGUGGUUCGCAAUAGAUGUGUCGGAAUGCAUCGUUCCAUUCCUGCUUCUGGGUUUUGCAGUGAGCAUGGGGCCUCUUGGCGUCUUGCGGCGUGAGCUACUACGAGGGGAUGAGUGGUAUCUCCAGUGGCUAGCAUGCUUUCCAGCGCGAUUGGUGGGAUCUGUCACCAUCAUGACCUUUGUUUUUGGUAUGUUCGUUGGCGGCAACUACGCCUUCCUGCAUCCUUUGUCGCUGGUGGCCCUGGUGGCUUCCAUGGGAAUUGUUGAAGGAGUUCCAAUGCAGAAGAAGUCCGUGUCCCCUGAGAAAGCCGUUUACCGCUUGGUCAUGCCGUGGCUGACGCUUCUUCUGUUACUCUUCGCGUUUCUUCCCAGCCUUCGAGCCUUUGCCUGGCUGUCAAUGGGGAACGAGAGGCUCGGCAUCCUGGAACCUCUCGCCCAGUCCGGCUUCGUCCGAGCAGCCGGACAGAUGAACCUUGGAAUUGCUUACAACCACCAUGCGUACUUCGCCGGUGCCGUCCAUACACGAAAUGAGAUGGUUCUUUUUGCCGAUGCCGGCGAAGGCUUGAUCGAGUUGGACAUCCCGUACAAAGUCGGCCGCCCGGACCGUGCACCCCGCCAGACCAGUCCCUUACAUCGGCGCUUCGCCUGGCAGUGGUGGUUCCUGGCUCUGGGCAGCGAUCCUUCCUGGCUGAUGUCCUUUAUGGAGCUGCUUUGUCACAGAGAUAGAGUGGCGUGGGAGGCGGUGGAAUGGAACGACAAGGUGCAUGCCAACCUCAGCAAGCUCCAGAAAGUCUCAGUCCAGAUGUACACUUACCACUUUUCCAAGCCUGGUUCUUCUGACUGGUGGAGCAGAGAGUUGCUCCGUGGCCAUGGGCUGGAGAUCUCCUGCGUUUGA